Mesorhabditis belari is the source of this 1029-nucleotide messenger RNA. Lineage: Eukaryota; Metazoa; Nematoda; Chromadorea; Rhabditida; Rhabditidae. The record is from the annotation of a GenBank genome assembly.
AUGGAAUUCUCAAAUCUCCCGCAUGACAUUCUGCUCGAGGUCUUCAAAAUGUGCCCGCAAUCGGAUCGAGUCAAGGGACGGAGGCUGAGCAAACGACUCAAUCAAGUACUCACAUCGAGAGGAGCGCCGAAACUCGUCGCCGAUGUGUUCAAAGUCUCCGCGGUUGAAAUCGAGGAUCGGUGCGUUCCAAUUGGUCGUUUGAACUUUCACAAAUCGUCGAAAACCCGUCGUAUCGUGAGCAUUUCGCUUAAACGCCAUCAGCGCAACGAGCGCGUUUUCGAGGCGACACCAACCACAUCGAACGCGUCAAAAAUGCCAAAAAUCCCCGAAAUCGUGCAGCAACAACUCGAGCAAGUAAAAAUCGGCUCCGCGUUGAGUUUCGACGGUGCUGCCGUGCAUUGCAACACGCAACUCCUUCACUCUUUGCUCAAUAACGAUCUGAGAUCCGUUUCCUCGCUUUCUUUCACGAUGUGCCACAUUGAGUGGACGGAUGCCGAGUUCUCGCAACUCGUCGCUCACACUUCCCCCGUCGAUCUCGUUUUCGACUUCUGCCACUUUCACGCCGAUUUCCUCACGGAUAAGGUCUUUACGCAAAUGCCCCGGCUACAAUCGUUGAGUGUACAGGCGCGGAGCUGGGCCCGUUUCCCGGCACUGACCGACGAGACACUACAGGGCUGGGCGACGAAUUGCCCGAAAUCAAUCCGUUUGUCGAAUCAAGUCAUUUCUGGUUUCACCCUGGAGGGCAUUCGGCAAUUUGUGCAGAACGCGCCAGAGUCGAACUUUGAGCUCGACCUAGGUCUCAUCGUGGACACCGCGGCGGAGAGUCUGGGUAAAAUCCUGAUGAUCCCAAAGUUUUCGGUGACCAUCUCGGACGAGUACUUGUCGAGGAGAGUCGUUUUGACAAAAAUGGCGAACGGGUCGAGUCUCCCAAAUUUCGUCCACAACUUCUCCAGUGGCUUCCAGGAUCGCCAGAAAUUCGCUCAGAAGAUCUCCUUCUCAGUUUAUACGCCACAAAUCAGCUCAGCUCAA